Aspergillus aculeatinus CBS 121060 is the source of this 950-nucleotide messenger RNA. RefSeq names its product ankyrin repeat domain-containing protein. Lineage: Eukaryota; Fungi; Ascomycota; Eurotiomycetes; Eurotiales; Aspergillaceae. The coding region runs from base 192 to 950 and encodes 252 amino acids. The record is from RefSeq and is a predicted model, not a curated record. The transcript is spliced from 2 exons. Gene Ontology annotation, molecular function: protein binding.
GCCGUGCUAGUAUGAUCUCCGAACAAUUCUCGCCAACAUCAGCAGCUCGACCCAGGACACCCCAAAGCUCUCCAUCAUCCACUCAGUAGGGAGCUCCUGCUCAAUUACAUCGUGAGACACGGAAAGCAAACCUUUCUUUCAGACACCGUUCUCGCUCUCUGCUCUCUCAUACAAAGACGCACAUCUCUAUUAUGGGGUCAUCUUUGGGAAGGCACGUGCACGAGAAAGUUGAAACAGACACCACCAGCGGCGAUCUCCAAGACAUUCGAGACCUGUACCAGUCAACCGAUCCUGAAAAGCAACCCAGCCUACUAGCCCACAUCGCCGCCCGGGCGGCAGGCAAAGCUCAGCUCGACAUAUUGGACUGGGUCCUCAGCGAGGGGUUUCACGUCGCCCCAGGCUCCUUGAACAAUGAGUUCUACCAUCAAGCCUGCUACGCACAAUCCCUUGCCGUCUGGAAGAGCCUGGUCAAGAACGGGCUCGAUCUGAACGGCCACCACAGCGAGGUCUUCGGCGAUGCGCUGAGUCUAGCAGCCUACUACGGCAAUGUGGAAAUCGCGCGCUUCCUGCUGGAGAACGGACAGGAUCCCAACGAGGCGUGGGGCGGGUACGAUGACCUGGAGCCCGGCGUGGCCGUUGCCGCGCACAUUGCCGCGGCGGAGCUGGGUAAUAUGGAGGCGCUGAAGCUGCUGGUGGAGCAUGGGCCGGAUCUGGAGGAAGCCAGUGGGUGGUGGACGAACUGUGGAAUCGUGGAGGCGGAUCAAUGGGGCACGGCGUUGUAUCGUGCGGCGUAUAAGGGCCAGCGAGAGCCGGUGAUGUAUCUGCUGGGCAAAGGGGCGAAUGUUCACUUUAGAGAUGAGAUGGGGCGAUCGAAUCUGUGGGCUGCAAAGCAGGGAGGGAAUGAGGAGGUGAUUGAGUUGGUGAAAUCGGCUGGUCUGGAGGAUGAGUGA